Messenger RNA from Hirundo rustica (Barn swallow), 11426 nucleotides. It is a transcript of the gene ZSWIM8, whose product is annotated as zinc finger SWIM-type containing 8. The transcript has 26 exons. Bases 543 to 6005 code for a protein of 1820 amino acids. Gene Ontology annotation, cellular component: Cul2-RING ubiquitin ligase complex. Gene Ontology annotation, molecular function: zinc ion binding. The record is from RefSeq and is a predicted model, not a curated record. NCBI's taxonomy places the organism in Eukaryota, Metazoa, Chordata, Aves, Passeriformes, Hirundinidae.
CCCGCGAGCGGGAGGGAAGUUGUUCCCUCCCGGCCCCCGCCGGUGCCCCUGCCCUCCCUCCCCUCGGUUCCUGCGCCGGGGGUGAGACAAGCACAACCUCAGGGAGACCCGGCCCUGCGCACAGACACCGGCGGCCCCCCCGCCGGAGCCCCGGAGGAGGAAGGCGGCCCCUUCCCUCGUCCUGCAGCGCCCGGAGCCUUCGGACCCUCCGUGUGCCCGGCAGGCACCUGUCCCGCCUGGAGGCAGCUCUCGUGGACUAACCGGCCCCCUGCGCCUCAAGUACAUUCUGUGGACAUAAGCAUUUUUUAACUUUUUAAAGAACUUUUUCCCCGUGGAAUUUUUACCGGCUGCCCCUUAGUUAUUUCCUGCUUCUCCCAUCUCAGACAGCGCUGACUUUGUUUUUUCCUGGUACUGUGGUAUGGGAAUCAAAUCAAAGCCGAGAUUUUAGGUAUUGCAAGAGCCCUCAAGUCCAUUCACCUGUUUAAAGUGAGCAGUGCCGUUCCUGUCUUUCUUCUUUUUCCCCACGUCGCCUGUCGGAUGUGAUGGAACUCAUGUUCGCAGAGUGGGAGGACGGGGAGAGGUUUUCAUUUGAAGACUCCGAUCGCUUUGAAGAAGACUCUCUUUGUUCCUUCAUCUCUGAGGCAGAGAGCCUUUGCCAGAACUGGAGAGGAUGGAGAAAGCAAUCGGCUGGACCCAAUUCCCCCACUGUCAAAAUGAAAGAUGGGCUGGUGAUCCCAUUGGUGGAACUCUCUGCAAAACAGGUUGCAUUUCACAUUCCAUUUGAGGUGGUGGAGAAAGUUUAUCCUCCAGUGCCUGAACAACUGCAACUUCGAAUCGCCUUCUGGAGUUUCCCAGAAAAUGAGGAGGAUAUCAGGUUGUACUCGUGCUUGGCGAAUGGCAGUGCAGAUGAGUUCCAGCGAGGGGAGCAGCUCUUCCGGGUGAGGGCUGUCAAAGACCCACUCCAGAUAGGUUUCCAUCUGAGCGCCACUGUGGUGCCCCCACAGAUGGUGCCCCCCAAGGGCGCCUACAACGUGGCGGUGAUGUUUGACCGGUGCCGGAUCACAUCGUGCAGCUGCACCUGCGGUGCCGGGGCCAAGUGGUGUGCUCACGUCGUGGCGCUCUGCCUCUUCCGCAUCCACAACGCAUCUGCAGUGUGCUUACGAGCACCUGUUUCUGAGUCUUUGUCUCGGCUACAAAGAGACCAGUUGCAAAAAUUUGCUCAGUACCUAAUCAGUGAACUUCCACAGCAGAUUCUUCCAACAGCUCAGCGCUUGCUGGACGAGUUGUUAUCUUCUCAGUCUACUGCCAUCAACACAGUGUGUGGAGCCCCAGAUCCCACUGCUGGACCUUCUGCAUCAGAUCAAAGCACCUGGUACUUAGAUGAAUCUACUCUGAGUGACAACAUAAAGAAAACCCUUCACAAAUUCUGUGGACCCUCUCCUGUUGUUUUCAGUGAUGUGAAUUCCAUGUAUCUGUCUUCCACUGAGCCACCAGCUGCUGCUGAGUGGGCUUGUCUGCUGCGUCCCCUGCGAGGGAGAGAACCGGAAGGAAUCUGGAACUUGCUUUCCAUCGUGCGGGAGAUGUUUAAGAGGCGGGAUAGCAACGCGGCUCCUUUGCUGGAGAUUCUGACUGACCAGUGUCUCAACUAUGAGCAGAUAACGGGCUGGUGGUACAGUGUGCGAACAUCCGCGUCGCACAGCAGCGCUAGCGGGCACACGGGACGCAGCAAUGGCCAGUCAGAAGUGGCUGCUCACGCUUGUGCAAGCAUGUGUGAUGAGAUGGUGGUUCUUUGGAGGCUGGCUGUCCUCGAUCCAACUAUCAGUCCACAGAGGCGCAGGGAUCUUUGCUCACAGCUCAGACAGUGGCAGCUGAAAGUCAUAGAUAAUGUUAAGAGGGGUCAGCACAAGAAAUCACUGGAGAAGCUCUUCCAAGGUUUCAAGCCAGCUGUAGAAGCCUGUUACUUCAACUGGGAGGAAGCUUAUCCCAUUCCUGGGAUUACAUAUAGCAGCACUGACAAGAAGAACUCCUUCUGUUGGGUAAAGGCCAUCCAGCAGAGGAGUUGCCGGUUGCAGUGCACAGAAAGUGCCUGUGAGGCUGGUAGGAGCCAGGCCCAGGAGCCCGGGGGACCGUGUCUGCAGCCCGGGGACAGGCUGCGGCCCUCUCCCCAGGAGCCAGCUGUUCGUCCCAAAGAACUUACUGGAAAGCGGAAAGUUGUCUCUGAAACGCCACAGAGGGUUCUGAGACGGCUCUCGGCAGAAGGGGAUAAAGCUGUCUAUAAGACUGCAGUGAGCAAAGCAAAGUUGCCAGUGAGCAAAGGCUUGACCAGUAAACAUAGUGGGAAACGCCGUAUGAGCAGUGAGGACAGCUCUCUGGAGCCAGACUUGGCAGAGAUGAGCCUGGAUGACAGCAGCUUGGCGCUGGGGGCAGAAGCCAGCAACACCUUUAGUUUUACAGAAAGUCCGUUGAGCAGGAGCUACAGGGACGCCUUUGAGGAGGAUGCUGGAGUGUACUUCUCUGAGGGACCUGAGCCCCCUGUCAGGAGCAGUUCCAUGGCCAAGAAAUCCCCCAAGGAUCCUGUGGGGGAGAUGGGUAGCGGCGACGACGACCUGCCUUCCGCGGAUGAGAACUCUGGUGGUGUGAGUCUCAAGCCAGAAGAAGUGGGAGAGAAUGGUGCAGCAGGGGGAGGGGAUGAUGGAGAAGAGGAAGAUGAUUACCAGGUGUAUUAUCUGAAUCCACAAGAGGUAGCCAAGGAAGAUGAUGACAAAGCUGAAGGAGGAAUUGAAGAGGAGCAGGAUAUAUUUGCUGGUAUAAAGCCUCUGGAACAGGAGAACCGGAUGGAGAUCCUGUUUGCCUGUGCAGAGGCGCUGUAUGCACAUGGAUACAGUAAUGAGGCUUGCCGCUUGACUGUAGAACUUGCCAGGGACCUACUGGCCAACCCUCCAGAUCUCAAAGUGGAGCAGCCACCAACUAAGGGCAAAAAGAACAAGGUGUCAACCAGCAAGCAGACGUGGAUGGCAACCAACACCUUGUCUAAAGCUGCUUUCUUGCUGACUGUCUUGAGUGAGCGGCUGGAGUACCACAACCUGGCCUUCCGAAUAGGAAUGUUUGCUCUGGAGCUGCAGAGACCACCUGCCUCUACCAAGGCUCUGGAGGUGAAGCUGGCUUAUCAAGAAUCUGAGAUUGCAGCCCUAUUGAAGAAGAUUCCCUUGGGCACCAAUGAGAUGAACACUAUUCGAGGAAGAGCUGAAGAACUGCGAGAAGGGACAUUGUGCGAUUACCGUCCUGUCCUGCCUCUGAUGUUGGCAAGCUUUAUAUUUGAUGUCCUGUGCACUCCAGUGGUUUCUCCUACAGGCUCCAGACCCCCAAGCCGUAAUUGGAAUAAUGAAAUGCCUGGAGAUGAAGAGCUUGGUUUUGAGGCAGCUGUUGCUGCUCUUGGUAUGAAAACAACUGUCAGUGAAGCAGAACAUCCUCUGUUGUGUGAAGGCACACGAAGGGAGAAAGGGGAUCUGGCUCUAGCCCUGAUGAUUAUUUACAAGGAUGAUCAGUCCAAGCUGAAGAAGAUUUUAGACAAACUCCUGGACAGAGAGAGUCAAACUCACAAACCACAGACACUGAGUUCCUUCUACUCAUCCAGCAAGCCUACAGUUGCAAAUCAAAAAUCUCCUUCCAAACAUGCUGCCCAGUCUGCUGCAGCUAUCCAGCAGCUUCCAGGGACUUCUGUCACACAGCAAGCUGCUGUAAGCACUGCAGUCCAGAGCAGUCCUGAGAACUUUGUGGAGAAGAGUACACAGGAGAGCUCUCAGAGGUCCCCAUGUGAGCCAGCUGCAGAGGCCACUGUUUUGAAACAAGAGGGAAAGGUGCCCAGUCGUCUGGCCCUUGGGAACCGAGGUGGAUACAAUGGGAGAUGCUGGGGUUCACCUGUGAGGCAGAAGAAGAAACACACAGGCAUGGCCAGUAUUGACAGCAGUGCUCCUGAAACAACCUCUGACAGUUCUCCAACGCUCAGUCGGCGUCCCCUACGUGGGGGCUGGGCAACAACAUCCUGGGGCAGAGGACAAGAUAGUGACAGCAUCAGCAGUUCUUCAAGUGAUUCGCUGGGAUCUUCCUCUUCCAGUGGCAGUAGGAGAGCCAGUGGGGGAGCCCGUGCAAAGACUGUGGAAGUUGGCAGGUAUAAAGGGAGGCGGCUGGAGAGCCAUGCUCCUCAUGUCCCAAACCAGCCCUCAGAGGCAGCUGCUCACUUCUACUUUGAAUUGGCCAAGACAGUCCUUAUCAAAGCAGGUGGAAACAGCAGUACCUCUAUCUUCACCCACCCUUCCUCCAGUGGUGGGCACCAGGGACCACACCGCAACCUUCACCUCUGCGCCUUUGAGAUUGGGCUGUACGCGCUAGGGCUGCACAACUUUGUGUCUCCCAACUGGCUCUCUCGAACUUACUCCUCCCACGUCUCUUGGAUCACAGGGCAGGCCAUGGAGAUUGGUAGCGCAGCCUUGAACAUCUUGGUGGAGUGUUGGGAUGGACAUCUAACUCCCCCAGAGGUGGCAUCAUUGGCAGACAGAGCUUCACGGGCCAGAGACUCCAACAUGGUGCGGGCAGCUGCUGAACUGGCACUCAGCUGCCUGCCUCAUGCCCACGCCCUGAACCCAAACGAGAUCCAGAGGGCUCUGGUGCAGUGUAAGGAACAGGACAACCUGAUGCUGGAAAAGGCCUGCAUGGCAGUAGAAGAGGCGGCCAAAGGAGGUGGUGUGUACCCAGAAGUCCUCUUUGAAGUAGCUCAUCAGUGGUACUGGCUUUACGAACAGACUGUUGGCGGCACCCCGGCGCAGAGAGAAGGUGCCACCGGCUGCAGCGCCGGUGGCGCGCGGGCCGCGUCUGAAGCGGCGCGUGGCGUGGCAGACAGCCGCGUGACCUCGGAGCCGACCGCGGUGACGGUGGCGGCCGCGGUAACUGCGGCAGCCACCGUCAUGCCGGUGAUCUCUGUGGGGUCGACCAUGUACCAGCAGCACACGGUGGCAGGGCCAGCAAUGGCGCACACGCAGGGUCUCCACCCUUACACCACCCUUCAGACUCACAUCCCCUGCAAUCCCCAGUAUAUCGGACACACUAUCCAGCACAUGCCGCGCCCAGCUGUCUUCCCGGUCCCUGGCUCGGCGUAUCCGCAGGGUGUCCAUCCAGCAUUCAUAGGGGCUCAGUACCCUUACUCAGUAACAGCACCGUCACUGGCAGCUACAGCUGUGUCCUUCCCUGGCGUGCCCGUCCCCUCCAUGACGCAGAUUGCGGUGCAUCCUUAUCACAGCGAGACGGGACUGUCGCUGUCUUCCAAUGUAGCGCUAGGCAGUGUCCAUGCAGGAUCAACGUUCCCAGCGAUUCAGGGUGCUUCCUUGACAACUCUGUCCUCACAGCCCAACUCCCUUGUUACAGGGGGUUUUCCUGCUGAAGAUGAGCAGCACAGUCAGCCUGUGAGCCCCCAGGGUCUGCACUACCUCCACUCUGCAUACCGAGUUGGGAUGCUGGCACUGGAGAUGCUUGGCCGAAGAGCUCACAACGACCAUCCCAACAACUUCUCCCGCAGCCCGCCCUACACUGAGGAUGUAAAAUGGCUCCUGGGGUUAGCUGCAAAGUUAGGUGUCAACUACGUGCAUCAGUUUUGUGUUGGUGCAGCCAAGGGGGUGCUGAGCCCUUUUGUGCUUCAGGAGAUCAUCAUGGAAGCUCUACAGAGGCUCAACCCUGCCCAUGUGCACAACCACCUGCGCACCCCAGCCUUCCACCAGCUGGUGCAGAGGUGCCAGCAGGCCUAUAUGCAGUACAUCCAUCACCGGCUGAUCCAUCUCACUCCAGCUGACUACGAUGACUUUGUGAAUGCCAUCCGCAGCGCCAGAAGCGCCUUCUGCCUGACUCCCAUGGGCAUGAUGCAGUUCAAUGACAUCCUCCAGAACCUAAAGCGCAGCAAGCAGACAAAGGAGCUGUGGCAAAGGGUCUCUCUGGAAAUGACCACCUUCUCGCCAUGACGUCGGGCGGAGCUCCACGGACACGCGACCCUUAGCCCAACAUAGCCGUAGUUCCAUUUACACCAUCCUUCCUUCUGGUGUCUUUUUUUAUUUUAGUUUUAACUUGUUGGAAACCACUGAGCUGAUGUAUUUAUACCAUGACAUUCCUCUCCAGCACUGUUGCGUGUUGGCGCUCUGCUUCGCUCGCUCUUCCUCCUCCUUCUCAGUGGGCUGCAGGCUUCAGAAGCAUCAGAAAAUGAGAAGGAAGUUGAGCUGGCUGCCCUGUGGUGUAGUCACCGCUUUUUUCCCUGAGCCCCUGGAGGCUGUUCUGCGAGCAGUUCGCAGUGCGAUUACGCACGUGUUAGAGGGGUUGGGGAUUCUGUCUUUAAAUAUUUAUUUUUGGCAUUUAUAAAUAUGUAAACUUUUUUUUUUUUUUUUUUAAUGGGCUUCUCUUACUUCACACACCAUCUCCUGUUGGGGAGUGGCUGGAACUGCUGUGCACAGCAAGUGCUCCCUCCAUCCCUUUCAGCAACUCCUGGUGAGAGAAGCUGAGACUGGGGUAGCAGGGCCAGGGCCAGCUUUCUGCAGCAGCUGAGGCCAGAGGCUGGAGCAUGGGCAAGUGGGUCCUUGACUGCACUGAGCUGCCUGGAGACUGCCAGAAGUGCUUGGGCUCUUUCUCAGGAGUGUCCCUCACUGGGUACUGCUGGCUCAUAGAAUGUUUUGAUCCUGGUUGUUUUGAGUUGUACAAUCCUCUUUCUUUUGGCUGGGGUAUUACUCUCCUGUAAUCAGUUUCUUAUCCCUUGUUUCUUCUCGUUUCCUGAUUAAACACUUGUUUUCUUAGACUGACUCUCUGCUAUGAUGUUGGCAGUCUGAAGGAGCUGGCCAGCUGUGUGGCAGUGGGAGCUUCUGUUAGCCCCGGUAGGUGGCUGCUGUGCUCUGGGGAGCAGCAAUCCAGCACAAGCUGGAGCCUAAAGGUUUCUUGCCUGGUACUGCUCUGAGAAUGACGUGCCUCUGCAGAGGCUGAGCUCCGUGUUUGAUGGGUGAUGGCAGAGUUGGUGGUGAGCCUGGGCUGCUCUGCCUACAGUUCUGUCAGUCACUGGUUUUCUUUUCUAGCCUUGAUACUGUGUGAUAAUACAGAGUCCUGUGUUUCCCAAGUAUUGUGUAGAACAGCAGCUGCUCCCAUGUAUUGAGAGAGGUAUUUGGUGGACUGUGAAAGCUAUCUAAUUGGGACAGCAUUGCAGAAAAUUAAGUUUAGAUAGCUUAGGUGUAUAAGCAUAUAAAUUUUAGGGCCUUUAAGAGUGGAAGUUAGAUGACUCAUGGAUGUUAAGAAUCCAGUCUCUCAAUAGUAGUGUAUUUUGCUUCUUACUUGGGUUUAGCCAAGGAGCUUUGGUUUCUACAAGUUAGAAAUAUGUGCCUGUUUGAUAUUUCAAUUAUACUCUUCAAGAAUAAAGUAACUCAGAGGCACAGAGCAAAAAAGAAGACCAGGCUCUUUUGGUUUGGCUUUGUAUCCUGCAUGGGCCAGAGAGUAUGGCUGAGGGUCCUCUUGUGAUUGUGCAACAGUAACUAUUUGAAGAUCUCCUUUUAGCUCCUUAUAUUCCUCCAUAAGGUGUCUAGUUACGUGCUAACUAGAAAUGCAGAUGGUAGCAAUAAUGGGUCAAGUUCUGUGGUUUUUAAACUAAAGUCUGUGUUGAUUAUGAGUUGCCUGUUACUGGGCAAAACACUGGAGAGCACAGCCUGAUGAUGUGUGGAAGGAUUGGGUUCUGAGAACACUUUCUGUACAUGUUCUUGCAUGUUCAGAACUGUGAAAGGAGCUUAGAGAAAAAUGAGUUGUCUAAUAAAGUCUAAUCUUUCCCUUUCUAAUGUUAUAGGUGAAAAUCUGUGGAAGAGAAAGGGAGCAUGUUUUAGAAGGAAAGCCAGAAGGGAAAUGGGCAGAAGAGCUGAAUGUAAAGUAUCAGGAGCAGAAGUGGAGCAUUAAGGAUUUGGAUUGAAUAGGGAAAUGAAACGUCAGAGCCUCAUCUCUGAUACUGGUUGGAAAAAUACACUUAGACGCUGAGCAGGCAAGUUUUCAGACCACUGUGUCUGUUACUUUGUGUUUGUUCUUGAGCCCUGUCCUGUGGAAUAUAUCUGAGCAACGACAGAAGAAAGUGAGGAAGGAGAUGAUGAUGUUUUUUCUUGCCAUGUGUCUGUGAAGUUAUUGAGGUAUUUUUCCUGUAUAAGAGAUGGGAUGAGCCCUGAUGUCCCCAGAAGCAUUAAUUUCCUGUUAAAACAGAACAAUUAUUACCCACUGCAGUCUUGUUAGUUUGGCCACUGUUCUAAGAGUGGGAAAAAAUACAUAGGCUUAGAAAUUCUGAAAAGACAUUUCACCAGAAGACCUGGAAAAGAGGUUGUAGACAACUCAAAUUUAUUUUGACUUUCAGUUAACCCAUGUGUUUUUUCACUUGGAGUAAAUGUUCUCCAGGACUUUCCCAGCAACACAUGCAGUGUCUCUGGACAUGUUCACCUCUUACCAUCUUUCUUGCCUGUGAAAAUUUUCUUUUGGAGGCACUUUCCGGGAAUGUGAGUUAACAGAACAGUGUUUGUCUUUGGAUUUGCAUCUUUACAGCCCAUGAACAAGGUGAGUUGGAGCUGUCCUGUAUGAAAUUAUGUGCCUGGCAACAGCUAUGGCUGGAAUUAGCUGAAAAGCCCCCCUCUGUCUAGUUUUGUUUACAGUCCUUCCUAUUUAUUUGGGACUUGUAUUUUGGUUUUUGGAGAGCCCAUUUAUAUUGUAAUAAGGUAGCCGAGACUCCAUUUUCUUCAUGGAGGAAAAGCCAAUUCUUUAUUCACGUAACUUAUUUUAUACCGUUUUCACAGACCUCGUGUGCAGCACCUAUUGGCUGGUGGUUUUCUUACUACUUCAUUUUUUGGUCAGAAGGUGGUUUGUGUACGUGCUGAGAUUCAGGUUUACAUUUUUCCUUUAUGGGUUCCCAUAGCACAGAUCUUAUUGUUUACAGAUGAACCAUGUGUGCAAUCAGGAGCUGCCAUUACUGAAGAGUGGUUUUGCUUGUAAAGACUGACUGUGCUCUGUAAACAAGUGACUUUUUAUCUUGAGGGCAGUGUCUGCUCCCUGUUACAGUAUUCAUAAGUACUUUGUGCUGUCCAGGCUGCACUGCACAAUUCCUUUCUUGCCAUGAAGGGGAUGAGAGCUGUGAGGGGAAAAUGGUGGAAAUGCAUUAAAUCUAGUACAUAUCUGGUAUAUGCUCAUAGCAUGCACUGUAAACAGGGACUGGGUCCCUGACAUUUCCUUCCAGCUCAUACUUACAUUGCCUCAUUUAAGUCAGCCAGGAACUUUUUCUCUAAGUCCUGAAAAGCACCUUUUCCAGUGACCUGAGGGGUUAUGGCCCAGCCUGAUUUAUGAUCCUGUUACUGUAAGUGACAUAACCUCGAGCUGGAUUCUGACUGCUGGCAUGGUGUCACCGCUAUGGACCCAGGUUUACAAGCAUUGUGGAGAGACCUGAGAGCUGACAAAGCCGUGGAGAUGAGAAAGGUGAGAAACCAAGUCUUGGAAGAAAGUAGAUUAUUUCUUUCUACAUAGAAUAGUGGAGAUGAGUGUCAGGAAUGCUUGUUGUAGCCAAACCAGCCUGCUAAGUGUUUCAGAGGUGAAUAUUACUUGGUUUGUUGUGGUUUUUAACCCCCACAAGCCUUUAAGAAAAAAACAAACAAAUAAAAUGAUAAAUGGAGAGGAGGUACCAGUAGUGCUCCAUCCGUGUUCUGCUGUGUGAUGGGGGAUGGGAUUCCUGGCUUGAAGCAGCCUGAAAAUACUCGUAUGGGUUGGCUGUUACUGUGGUGGUGUCUUCUGCAGUUCCACUAGCAGGAUUCACCAGGGGGGCUGAGCAGAUUUGUUUGAUUCAUUUGGCAUGUUCAGACUUGUUUACCUGUUUAUUACUACUGCUAGAGCAAAAUGAUGGGCAAGGAAUCAAAGGGUUUUCUUGCCGACUGCAUGCAAUGGCUGAAACACAACAGGAUGAGGUUGAUCAAGUGGCUUGUUAGAUUCCUGUGUGUCAUUCUGACUUCCAGGAGGUGCAGGCUUCUGUCAGGAAUAUUUGUCUUUGCAGUGCUGUCAUCAAAUGAAAAUUGCAAUUUUCAGCCAUCAGCUUUUUUGUGUAGAAUUGAUACAUGCUGCCACCUACAGAGAAAUUCUCCAGUUCCCUUAGAAGGUCUUCACCCUAGCAUUGAGAUUUGUACCAGUGUUCCCUGAAUGUUGUACUCACUAGAAAGAGGCAGCAGGCAACUUUUAAGUAUCUUCCUGGCUGAAUUCCUGAGGUGGUGUGCAAGCACAAGCUCCAGAGAGUUUCCUAUUGCUUUACAAAUUCUCAGCUUUCAUGCAUGCAUUAGAAUCAUGUUACCUUCUGGUCCCUGGGUCAAAUUAUUCCUUUUUACAUGGGACACUUGCAUCAGACUAAAGAAGUAUUUUUUAAUACAUUACCAAAAAACUCCUUAAGGUUCUGGUUUGUGCUUACCAUUUUCCUUGUCUUAGAAGUGAACUGGUUACUGUGAACUUCUGCUACCAAGCAGUGAGGCAAGAAGGUGAGGUUUGUUCCCACUAUGGAAGGGUGAGGAUCUGGAAUGGUUCAGUGCCAAAUGGGUCAGUAUCUAAUACCCAGUGUCUCUCACUAAAAAAGAUGGAGUUUGUUGGCUUCUUGGUAUCACAGAGCAUCUGAUACUACACAAGCUUCUCUUAGGAGGCAGUGUUUGAUUCCACAGCUUUGGAGAGGUGUCUGGAAAGGGGGAACUCCUGCAUCCAUGUGCUGUCAGAGAGGUAGCACAUUUGAAAACAGCUCUUCAUCAGGUACGGACAUCCACAGCAGGUGCUUUGUUUUUCAUUAGCAGAAGCAGUAAGAACUAGUGCAGUACAGAAAUUAAGCAAGUAAGGAGGGAAGGAGUAGAUAAUGACACACCACAGUUGUCCUUCACUGCCUUACCAGUAAAGUAACACUGAUAGGUUUUGUGCCCCUCCCAACAUUUAUUCCUCACACCGUGUUUAUUUCUACUGGGCAUCUCCUCAAGCAUGUACCAUACUCUGAGGUAAAGCAUGAAGUAAUUGUGUGACAACCUCUAAUGAAUGAAGAGCAGGAAAACGUUUAAGGGAGCGGUACAAUCUGGUCCUGGGAUCCUCCACCUCCUGGGGCAGCAUGUGAAAAUAGCUGCCUUGCUGCUGCCAGGGGUAUUAGUGGAGUGUCUCGUGGAGGGAGAGCACUAGGCCUGUUUCACAAUGCUCUCACAACCCUGCCUAUUCAAUGUUUUCCUUCCAGUUUUUACUGUACUGGACAGGAGGGCAGAGCCAAGCUCUGCUAUUGCAGGCACAGCAGCUGGAUCUCUGCAGUAGCCAGGAAUGGCUCCAAGGCCACCACUUGCAAACCAGUAAGAAUGCGUCCCAAACUCCAGGCUGGCUGCAAGCUUUAACAC